AUCAAAUACAAGGUGAAACUGCAUAAUAACCGAGAAGAUGAAGAAGUAUGCACAUCUACUGCCUUCGGAGUCGCACAGUAUACAGGAGGAUAAACGAACUUUAUAUCAAGAACACUCAAUCUCAACUACAGGCCAAGUGCAAGUUUUGAUUUAUCUGCAGUAUACUAUAAGAAUAAGGCAUGCAGAAUUGCAGAUGUAGUCUCUGUCGUUCUUUUGAUCAUUGGUUUUUAUCUAGUGAACAUUUGAACUACAACAAAGUGCAUUCAACUUGAAAGAGACAUGACAAGACAUUUUCAAUAGAAGUAAAACCAGAAAGAAACAGCAACUUUUUUAUGUUUGUGCGCGGAGUUAGUCGCAUCAAAAAAUGUCGUUGGAGUUUGGUGAUUUAGUCUUGGUCAUCGGCGACCAGCAUAUUCCUCAGAGGGAGAGGGACUUGCCGGAGUGCUUCAAAGAGUUGCUUAACACGGACAAAAUCAAGAUCGUUCUUUGCACCGGCAACUGUGGAUCGCAAGAAGGGCUCGACUCGUUGCAGACAUUAGGUACUUUCUUUCCUCAUGUUGCGUGUCCUCCUUGUGCAUGUGCGCUGUGGUACUUGUAAAUGAGUAAACUGUGACUUCGACAUCUUUAUCUUCUUGUUGUCGUCCAGCAUAAGAUCCGAAUUUAUUUCUAUGCUAUUCGCUGCAGGUCAUGAGGUGCACGUAUGUCGAGGUGAGACAGAUAUCGGGAAUUACGGCAAGGAUCUUCCCGAGUCGCUUGUUCUGGACGUCGGGUCCUUCAAGGUAGGUGUCAUUUCCGGAUACCAGAUUGUCCCCUGGCAGAGCGAGGCGUCUCUUCUGCAGUGGCAACGCAAAUUGGGUUGCGACAUCCUCAUUUCCGGCCACACCCACGAAGCGCGCUAUUUCACACUGAACGGAAAACUGUUUCUGAACCCGGGGAGUGCAACGGGCGCAGCGCAGCACUACGAUGCGGCAAAACAAAUCGCCAACGAUUUCGCAGAAGCCGCGCGGGUGCUGCUUGCGUCUGCUGCACCGGCCGCAACAAGUAAAUCUCCUUCGAAAGCGGCGGCUUCCAAGACCUCCGCGGAAGGCGAAGCGGCCGCUCCAUCUGAACAGGAAACAGGUGAAGCAGCAGCUCUUCUGGCAGGCUCCCCAACUAAAUCCGAGAAUGCUGGCGCGGAGAAACCAAAAGCUGAAGGUACAACUGCGGACACGACGAGCGCAUCUCCCGAAAAAUCAACAGAGGGAGCAGCUGCCACUACGAAAGCAGAUGGUGAUGGAAGCAAACCAUCCUCUCCGGGAGACAAGGCGAAGCCGGAGGGCGAGACUUUGUCUAAAGACUCGAGUAAUGUUGUUGACUUGCUAGGCGGAUUGGACACCAUUGAGGGACCGGCAUCGGGCGUAGACGCAGAGAGCACGGGGCCGCCUCCGACACGGGCAAACACUAUCUGCGUGGGCCCGGCAGCGGAUCAGACGCCCGACCUUUCCGGGCUGAACGCAAAGCUCGAAGAAGUCGCCAACCCAGCAGCGCCAGCAGACAUGCCUCCUGCCGUAGUGGAGGCGGCGGCACCUCCGACAACGCAAUCUCCCCAGUCGGGUGACGGAGCUGCUCAAGGUGAAGCUGCAGCAGCCCCUGCUGCUGAGGCGGCUGCCCCCGCGGCCGCUCCGGCUGCACUGCCGGUGAUCGGCCGACCCACGCCCUCCUUCAUGCUGAUGGCAGUCCAAGGAUCCAAAGUGGUCGUCUACAUCUACAAGGAAGUCGAUGGGGAAAUUACAGUCGACCAGUUCGAUCAUCAGAAAAUGUGAAAGUGAAUGGUUGUAACACUACUUAUAUAUAUGUUCAUCUGCCUCUUCGCCCUUCACCGAGGAAAACAUUUGUUCUAGGAUAGCUUCGCGUAUGAUAGAUAAGUGUGCCUCUUCAUGGAAGUAGUACCUAGUGCUUGCCACGCUUUUUCGUCCACCCACUUCUCCCUCCCUGAUUCCUCAUGUACCCACAGCAUAGAUAUGGUAGUCACUCGGCUCCUCCUACAUGCCGCAAAGAAGUGACUUUUUAUUUUCAAAAAAUUAAAAUGAUUUCUUAGUACACCGUUACAACGACUGACACUGAUAAGAUGAAGACCCACACUCUUACGAACAAUUAUGAUUUCUUCAAAGAACAAGGUUGUUGUAGAGGUAUUUCAGCAGUGAGAUCCCAAGAAACUCUUCCCGGGUACCUUAGCGACCGGCGAAAACGAUGAUAGCCGAAAGCGGCACAAAGUUCGACGUGGUUUCUGAUCAUUUUACAUCACAAGUUUUUACCUAGCUUCUACGGCAUGUAAGCACGGCAUGUGAAGAUCAACUGUUGUAUUAGACAACGCAAUCGAUCCUUCCAAGUUGAAAUUUGCGACCAGGAAGGACCCCGAUGGUCUUUCCAUAGGCUCGCACCCUUUCUGUUCCUUUCUUCAUGAAUUUAGGCCAAAAAAAGAAUGAGAAUGAUUACGCGCUCCGCACAAGUGCAAACGAUACAACUGCGGCGAUCUUCACUAGUACCACUUAAAGACGUCGAUGUGUAAGUAGUCAAAUUUGUUGCAAUAGCCCUACGGUCCUCGUCACGAAAGGCGAUAUCAGGGGCACAUACAUGAC
Messenger RNA from Amoebophrya sp. A25, 2618 nucleotides. The record is from the annotation of a GenBank genome assembly. Lineage: Eukaryota; Dinophyceae; Syndiniales; Amoebophryaceae.